Messenger RNA from Aspergillus caelatus, 351 nucleotides. Its product is annotated as putative extracellular serine-rich protein. The transcript has a single exon. NCBI's taxonomy places the organism in Eukaryota, Fungi, Ascomycota, Eurotiomycetes, Eurotiales, Aspergillaceae. The coding region runs from base 1 to 351 and encodes 116 amino acids. The record is from RefSeq and is a predicted model, not a curated record.
AUGCAGUUCAGCAAGGCUCUUCUCAUCGUCGCCGCCGUUCUUGCGCCUUUCGCCCUCGCAGAGGAUGCGCCAACCAAGACCCUCACCAUCCAGGUCGUCCCUGUAACGACCUCAACUCCGGCACCGACUUCCACGGCGUCUCCCAGCUCUUCUGCUUUCUCAACCCACACUCCUUCUAGCUCCGCUAAAGCGUCUUCCACUCCGCUCUUUUCAAAGACGCCUUCCGCGACACCUUCUGGGACCCCCUCGUCGUAUAUCGUCCCCCAGGCUACUGGUGGUGCCCCUGCCAUUAAGCUCUCUAAUGCGAUGGUUGCGGGCGCUGUCGCUGCUGCUGGCUUCAUAGUGCUCUAA